Brettanomyces nanus is the source of this 1098-nucleotide messenger RNA. RefSeq lists its product as uncharacterized. The transcript is spliced from 2 exons. The record is from RefSeq and is a predicted model, not a curated record. Bases 1 to 1098 code for a protein of 365 amino acids. NCBI's taxonomy places the organism in Eukaryota, Fungi, Ascomycota, Pichiomycetes, Pichiales, Pichiaceae.
AUGAAUAGUUCUGAUGACAUCAGUUUAUCAACAUCCAAGAACUGGGCGUUACCGCCGAGAUCAAAGCCUAAGAAGGGUCGUAAAGAAAGGCCGGUAACCGGAACAUCCAGAGUUAAGAAUAAAGGAACAAGGGUGAGAAUUAACCGGCAGAUCCAUUCCAACAUCAAUCUUUUCACCAACAAUCAGAGCGAACUACAGGCCCAGUUACAGAGCGUAACCAGAGAGAACGGGAACUUGAAGAAGGCUCUGGCCAAGCUCAAUCGGGAGAUCGAGAGUUUGAAGGCUAUUGCCAAUAGCAUCGAACCAAAUACAUCUCCGUUCAUCGUGGACGCGUCUACAAAUACCCUACCUCUCGAUCCGGUCACUAUGAAUUACAUUAUCGACUGCAAGCGACUCAAAAGGGAGGAAACCAAAGGGCCUCAAGGAUCGGGGUCGCUGGCUAUUCCAGUCGGCCUUAAGCCCAUUGUGACUGGAUAUUCACUGAAAAAUACAACCUUCCUCUCUCCUAAAGACAUUCUCAUCAAUCCUACUGCUUUGAAACCACAAACAAGUAUUAAAGCUCCUAAAAAGCAUAAAAAGAAGCGGGAGCAGGAGAACCUUACGAGGGACCUUAAAAAUGACUCCAAAAAGGACCCAAAAGACUCCAAAAAGACACCAGAAGACUCCAAAAAGACCCCAGAAGACUCGCAAAAGCGCCUGAAAAGCCUUUCUCGGGCCCCAGAGAACCCUCAAGAUACCCUCCCUUCACUAAGGAAGCCAGUCGCACCAAAAGCUUCUAAAAGCAUAGAUACGCCUAAGCAAGCUAGUAAGCUACAAUCUGCCUCACAUCCUGCCGACUUGGCAGCUGCUGAUUGGUUCUCCAAAAACAGUUUCCUGGACUUCGACAUGUACAACGAUGGAAUGUCGGAUUCUACUCAUCCAUUGUCGGAGUCUCCAUCAUCAUUCAUGCUUGAAUCUAUGAAGGCCAGUGAAAGUCUUGACGCAAGAAAGAUCGAUGAUACAGCAAACGGCAGCACCACCACCAACAACAACAACAACGAUGAUGCUUUGGCCAGUCCGAGGUUCGACUUUGACAAUAAUGAUGAUUUAAUGUAUUAA